UAUCGGCGAGCAGUACUACAAGGAUGCCAUCGAGCAGUGCCACAGCUACAACGCCAGGCUGUGCGCCGAGAGGAGCGUGCGCCUCCCCUUCCUCGACUCGCAGACCGGCGUUGCCCAGAGCAACUGCUACAUCUGGAUGGAGAAACGGCACCGGGGGCCGGGAAUGGCCCCCGGCCAGCUGUACACCUACCCUGCCCGCCGCUGGAGGAAGAAGAGGAGAGCCCACCCGCCAGAAGACCCCCACCUCAGCUUCGCCGCCCUCAAGCCAGAUCUGGAUCUCGGGGUGAAGAAGGACAGCCUGUUGCCCCCCGACAGCAGCAGCCUGGAGGCCCUGCUACGCGGCGAGGCCCUGGACAAACAGCGGGGGCUCUCCGACCACAGGGACGAUGACAGCCUGAACGACUACCCGGUGAACAACAGCAGGGCCCGCAAGAGAAUCCUCGAUCCCGAUGAUUUCCUGGAUGACCUGGACGACCAAGAUUACGAGGAGGACAUGCCGAAACGGCGCAGCAAAGGCCGGGCCAAGGGUAAAGGGGUCGGCAGGAGCGCCAGGAAGAAAGCCAUGGAUGCCGCGGCCAUCGAGGACCGAGAGAAGCCCUACGCCUGUGACAAUAGAUGCAAACAAAAGCAUAACUCCAAACCUUCUGAACGAGUCUGUGGCAAGCGUUACAAGAACCGGCCGGGCCUGAGCUACCACUACGCACAUUCCCACUUGGCCGACGAGGAAGGGGAUGACGACAAAGACCUGGACCCUCCCGUGCCCGUGUCGCAUCGGCGAGAGGAACUAGGUCGACCUCCGAGUGACUUUAGAAAAUUGAAAGCAGCCAAGAAGGGUCCGGACGGCCUGGCGCUGCCCAACAACUACUGCGACUUCUGCCUGGGAGACUCGCGGCUCAACAAGAAGACUGGCCAGUCAGAGGAGCUGGUCUCUUGCUCUGACUGUGGACGCUCAGGACACCCCUCUUGUCUCCAGUUCACGCCGGUGAUGAUGGCUGCGGUGAAGACAUACCGGUGGCAAUGCAUCGAGUGCAAGUGCUGCAACCUGUGCGGCACCUCGGAGAACGACGACCAGCUCCUGUUCUGCGAUGACUGUGACCGUGGCUACCACAUGUACUGCCUCACUCCACCCAUGUCAGAGCCCCCCGAAGGAAGCUGGAGCUGCCGUCUCUGUAUGGACACCCUGAAAGAAAAGGCAUCCAUUUACCAAAAUCCAAACCCUCCUCCCUCCUAACUCACCCGCCCGCGACGGGACUGGACUGGACGAGGAGGGGAGGGGGCGGGAAGGGGCGGGACUGGAGUGCGGAGCCCUCUUGAGAACUUUGUCUGCAGUUGCCUCACUUCCCACCCCCCUCCCCCCCGAGUAGGUCUUUGUGUGUGUGUGUGUGUGAACGUGCGCCAGUGUGCCUGCGUAUACAAUGUGCCCGUCUACUUGUGUGUGCAUGGAUGUGAGUGUGCGUGCGUGUCCACGUAUGUGCGGGUGUAAGUGUGCGUUUGUACAAGCGGGUGUGCAUGGAUGUAAGUGUGUGUGUGUGUGUGUCUCUGAGUGUGAGCGUGCACAAGUGUUUGCGUUUGUACAAGUGUCGUGCAUGUGCAUGCAUGAUGUAAGGGUGUGUGUAUGUGUCUCUACGAGUGUGUGUGCACAGUUGUAAGUGUGUGCGCAUUUGUACAAGUGUGCGUGUGCAAGGAUGUAAGUGUGUGUGUAUGUGCCUGUGUGUGAGUGUGUGUCCCGCUGUACAAAGAGUGAUGACCCUCAGUCACUACCAGGGCAGGCCAUAGAUUUCCAGCUCCUUCCUUCCUUCCCCUCAGCCACCAACGUGCCUCUACAAAUCACCCCUCCCCCCUCCCCCCUCACCCCUCCCCCCUCCCGCCUCCAGCUCCACAGACGUUCCCAGCGGCCGCAGGUCGGAACGUCCAACCUUCCCGAACUCCCGGCCACUCGCCAUCGGGGUGGGGGGGGGGAAGAUUUCUGCUCCAGUAUCAGCGGGUCAGUCGCCAGCGGCCCCCGUGGCCCACGUCUGUGACUCCCCCCCCCCCCCUCUCUGAGAGCGUCCCCCCCACCCCACCCACUCCCUUCCUCCAAUGCGUCCCGGACACAAAGUGCUUCCCUCACCCCAGCCCCCCCUCCCCGGCCAAACCCCGCAGAUCUGCCGCCAAGCUCUCAGCCAGCGCGCAACACACGUUUGCACAAAGACGAGUUCCGAAACGAGAUUCCCCCCCCGCUCUGUCCCCUGCGGUAGUGUGGUGUUGUGGGGGGGGGAUUGAAAUAUUUUUUUAACUAUAGAUAUAUACACCCACACUUUAGCUAGAGUAGUAGCCGACACUUAACGGGUCAGUCCUUCCGAAGAACGGUACUAAUUUUAAAAUUGAACCCCCCCCUCCCCCCCCCCCCCACACCCUUCAAAGAUUUUCGUUUAUCUCCCUCACGGUUUCUUGCGACAAAGUAUUUUUCCAAUGUCACGCGGCCUUUUUCCAGUCUAGUUUUUUU
Messenger RNA from Amblyraja radiata (thorny skate), 2485 nucleotides. RefSeq names its product zinc finger protein ubi-d4. The annotation marks the transcript as partial. The transcript is spliced from 13 exons. Gene Ontology annotation, biological process: nervous system development. Gene Ontology annotation, cellular component: nBAF complex. NCBI's taxonomy places the organism in Eukaryota, Metazoa, Chordata, Chondrichthyes, Rajiformes, Rajidae. The record is from RefSeq and is a predicted model, not a curated record.